AUGAUGUACUCCUUCCUUAAAGAUGUCAAGGACCGCGUCACGGACAAUGUGACGAGGACCUUGGUGAGGCAGGUACGCAACAUGGCCCUAGACGUGGAGGAUUGCAUCGAGAUCAUUGUCCACCUGGACCACAAACCGCACUGGUGGCGCCGCAUGAUGCUCCCGUGGUGCAUGCCUGCUGCGCCGCCAGGGAAGGAUCUGGACGCUGCCGUUGCCAAUAUAGAGCAGCUCAAGGCUAGGGUCGAGGCCAUGGGUCAGCGGAACUUGCGCUACAACCGCAUUGGUGACUCUGGCCAUAAGCCUGCGGAGCAGACGCAUCAGCAGGCUGUUGCCAAUGCAAUGCAACCAAACAUCCUUGGCUCCGCGACAAAUGUAGCAAAGCAGAGCGGUCAAGUGGAUCUUGUUAUGUUGAUCAGCGGGAAAAAUACAAAUGAAUCGAGGCAGAGGAAGGGAGGGGCUGAGGGGGACCAAGCGCACCAUCUGCUAGGCGACAAAGAUGAUGAUGAUUGUUAUUAUGAUUGUGAUGAAGAGUUCAAGGUGGAGAAAGAAGCAGAUGAUGUCCAUCAACUCAAAGUACUCUCAGUGGUUGGAACAGGAAGCGAUCUGGAGACUAUGUCCAUGAAGAAGGCCUACGACGACAUAGAGACCCGCAAAAGUUUCAAUUGCCGAGCCUGGGUGAAACUGGUGCAUCCUUUACAUCCCAUUGAGUUCAUCCGGAGCUUGCUGGCUCAGUUCCAAAAUAACGCUUGUCCAGAACAAGACAAGACUGUAAAAGUCCUGGAUGUGAUGGUGGCGACAGACGGCGUACUCAUUGAGGAGUUCAAGAAGAAAAUAAGUCAGAAGUACCUAGUUGUCUUGGAGGACUUGUCUACCAUGGUUGACUGGGAGGCCCUUAGGGUCUAUCUACUUGACAAUAAAAAUGGCAGCUGCAUCGUUGUGCACACGCGACACCUUGGAAUUGCAUGCUCGUGCGUCGGGCAUGGAUACCGAAUAUCGGAGCUGGAAAAGUUAUCAGCCGAUCAUUCUGUUCGUGUCGUUUAUAAGGAGGAUGUAGCGAAAAAAGUGGAGGGUAGUACCGUCAACAAGGAACAAACUGCACGUGAAUGGUCAAAUAGUCAUCAAACAUGUUUUGGUCGUGAUACAGAUAUAUAAGCUGGUUGCAUUGGCUCACGGCCGGUCCAGAAGGCGGCGUGGUCUCAGUGUGGGGGAUGACUGGUGUUGGCAAGUCAUUUCUCAUCCAACACUUUUACCGCCGCAUGAAGGAAAGCAGGUCUACCGAUUCUUGUAAGUUUGGUUGGGUCAAUGUAUCCCGUCCAUUCGAUUUAAGGGUCUUGUCGAGGAACUUGCUUUCAGAAAUCAAUCCUGAUUCCCAAGACCACCAGGUGAUGUCAACGAUCAAAGAUCCGAUUCAAGGGUGCCGUGAAUAUCUGCAGAGAGAAGAAAACAGCCCCUACUUCAUUGUUAUCGAUGGUUUGCGAUCCAAAGAUGAAUGGGACUUGAUAAGGGCCUGUUUGGUUAUGGAUGCUUAUUUAUAAGUUGCUUAUUUGCUUAUUAUAGUUGCUUA
Setaria italica (foxtail millet) is the source of this 1564-nucleotide messenger RNA. RefSeq lists its product as uncharacterized. The record is from RefSeq and is a predicted model, not a curated record. Gene Ontology annotation, molecular function: ADP binding. The transcript is spliced from 3 exons. Bases 1 to 1152 code for a protein of 383 amino acids. Lineage: Eukaryota; Viridiplantae; Streptophyta; Magnoliopsida; Poales; Poaceae.